AUGACGUCAGAAACAAUAAUUGACUUGGUUUUUACUAAUAUGGAAAUGGAAAUUAAGGUAUGUCAUGAACCCAGGAUAACGGAUCAUUCAGCAAUAAUGAUAUGCUGGAGUAUAAAUGUGGAGGAGCAUAGGGAUGGUACUAUCAUAUACAGAGACUACAAGCGAAUGAAUGUAGAGGAAUUUAAGAGAUUGUUAUGUAUGUAUCUAAACGACAUCGAAGGAGAUAAUAUUGAUAGGGAGAUUACACUAAAAGAGGAGUGGAAAGGAAAGCAAUGGUUUUCACAGGAUAUUUAUCAAAUGGUAAAACAGAGGGAUAGGGCAUAUAGGGUAGCUCGUGACAGUAAAAAUAACGAGGACUGGGAAUUGUUUAGACAGCUAAGGAAUAAAACAGUAGAUAUAUGCAGAAAAGCAAAGAGAGACUAUUUAGAAGAAAAAUUAGAUAGAAGUAAAAAAGAUCCGAAGCAAAUGUGGGAGGUUCUGAAAGAGAUGUUAAAAGGCAAAGUAACAAAUAAACAGUAUGAGGAAAUACAAUGUAGGAAUAGGGUAAUUAGAAAUGUAGAAGAAAUGGCAGACAUGUUUAACUAUUAUUUUGUAGACAGUAUAAAUCAGCUAAUAAAUAGAAACCAGGAAGAAGACAGGAUAGGUAAUGUAAAGUAUACAAAUAAGGAAUGGGAUAUAUUCAUGAGAGUCGAAAUCGAGCAGUUAAGAAAGAUAGUUAGGGACUUGAAAAAUAAGGCAGGUACGGAGGAAGGUAUAACUGUGGAAAUAAUGAAAUAUGUAAUGGAUGUAACAGGCGAGAAAGUGUGUGAAAUGCUGAAUAGGUCACUGGAGGAAGGAGUGGUUCCUAAACAGUGGAAAGAGGCGAUUGUGAUUCCAAUACCUAAA
Molecule: messenger RNA, 885 nt
Organism: Vollenhovia emeryi
Lineage: Eukaryota; Metazoa; Arthropoda; Insecta; Hymenoptera; Formicidae
Exons: 2
Source: RefSeq, a predicted model, not a curated record